Peronospora matthiolae is the source of this 180-nucleotide messenger RNA. NCBI's taxonomy places the organism in Eukaryota, Oomycota, Peronosporomycetes, Peronosporales, Peronosporaceae. The record is from the annotation of a GenBank genome assembly.
AUGAACGGGAUGCCGGUGAGAUAUACAGCGAAGCAGCAGGGCGAGGUUACGCUUUCCACGAUGGAGGCGGAGUUUGUGGCCACGUUGGAGCAAGCGCGCGAGCUGCUCGGCAUCAAGAAGAUGCUGUGCGAACUCGGGAAGUGGCCUGUGCUCCCGAUGCCACCUCACGUCGACAACUAA